Nestor notabilis (Kea) is the source of this 1340-nucleotide messenger RNA. RefSeq names its product non-POU domain-containing octamer-binding protein-like. The transcript is spliced from 9 exons. NCBI's taxonomy places the organism in Eukaryota, Metazoa, Chordata, Aves, Psittaciformes, Psittacidae. The annotation marks the transcript as partial. Gene Ontology annotation, molecular function: RNA binding. Gene Ontology annotation, biological process: regulation of DNA-templated transcription. Gene Ontology annotation, cellular component: nucleus. The record is from RefSeq and is a predicted model, not a curated record.
UGUGUACCUUAUUCCCCUCAGAUGAAGGCCUGACUAUUGACCUGAAGAACUUCCGGAAACCUGGUGAAAAGACCUUCACCCAAAGAAGCCGCCUGUUUGUGGGGAAUCUGCCCCCUGAUAUUACAGAGGAAGAGAUGAGAAAGUUAUUUGAGAAGUAUGGCAAGGCAGGUGAAGUCUUCAUCCACAAGGACAAAGGCUUUGGCUUUAUCAGGCUGGAAACUCGCACUCUGGCAGAGAUUGCAAAGGUGGAACUAGAUAACAUGCCUCUACGUGGGAAGCAGCUAAGAGUGCGUUUUGCAUGCCACAGCGCAUCACUGACAGUCAGGAACCUGCCUCAGUUUGUGUCCAAUGAACUCCUGGAGGAAGCCUUCUCAGUGUUUGGCCAGGUGGAAAGGGCUGUGGUUAUUGUGGAUGACAGAGGACGAUCCUCUGGGAAAGGCAUUGUGGAGUUCUCAGGGAAGCCUGCUGCUAGGAAAGCCCUGGAUAGAUGUAGUGAUGGGUCUUUCCUGCUAACUACUUUCCCUCGCCCUGUCACUGUGGAGCCCAUGGAUCAGUAUGAUGAUGAAGAGGGACUACCAGAGAAGCUAGUCAUUAAAAACCAGCAGUAUCACAAGGAGCGUGAGCAGCCUCCUCGAUUUGCACAGCCUGGCAGCUUUGAAUACGAAUAUGCCAUGCGCUGGAAGGCUCUAAUAGAAAUGGAGAAGCAGCAGCAAGAGCAAGUAGACCGCAACAUCAAGGAAGCUCGAGAGAAGCUGGAAAUGGAAAUGGAAGCAGCUCGCCAUGAACACCAAGUUAUGCUCAUGCGGCAAGAUUUGAUGAGACGCCAGGAAGAGCUGAGGAGAAUGGAGGAAUUGCAUAACCAAGAAGUACAAAAACGUAAACAGUUGGAACUCAGGCAAGAGGAAGAACGCAGGCGUCGUGAGGAGGAAAUGAGAAGGCAGCAAGAAGAGAUGAUGAGACGCCAGCAGGAAGGCUUUAAAGGGAAUUUUGCUGAUGCGAGGGAGCCACCAGACAUGCGGAUGGGACAGAUGGGUAUGGGAGGUACCAUUGGCAUGAACAAUAGAGGAGCCAUGGGUGGUACCAAUGUCCCAGCUGCUGCACCUCCUGCAACUGGUCCUGGAGCUAUGAUACCUGAUGGAGCCAUGGGAAUGGUAAUGUAUCUCCAUCUGCUUUUGAGUUACUGGGCCAUUGAAUUCCGGCUUUUUAUUCAUGUAGGGAGCAGUUACUUGGCAUGUUUGCUCCAACUGCUUGGAGUGAUUGCAGUGUCCUUCCCUGUGAUGUAUCCUACAGGAGAAGUUCGUGAUUAUUCAGAAUUUUUCAUCUGUAGGGAGGGGAAGAAG